CAUGCAAAUCUAAAAGAUUUAUUGAUAAAAUCAUGUUCAUUUGUGCGGUUUCAAGGCCACAAUAUGACAAUAAAGGUAAAAAAAAAAUUGAUGGUAAGUUUGGGAUAUUCCCAUUUACUACGGUUGAGCCGGCUGUUAGGAACAUCAAAAAUAGAUUGAAAGGCACGUUGGAAACAAAGCCAAUCCAAACAAUCACAAAGGAAGUCAGCAAAGAUGUUUUCAUCAACCAAAUUAUUCCAACAAUUAAGGCCAAGUGGCCUCGUGGUGCAAGCAGGCAUAUAAUUAUACAACAAGACAAUGCGAAACCCCACAUUAAGGGUUCAGACCAUGACUUUGUAAUUGCUGCCACAUCAGAUGGAUUUAAUAUCCAACUGAUAUGCCAACCGCCGAACUCGCCGUAUACAAAUGUGAAUGAUCUAGGGUUUUUCAGAACAAUUCAAUCCCUACAAGAUGACAAGUUGGCUAAUGGUGUAGAAGAUUUGCUCAAGAACAUGAAAGAUGCAUUUGAAGAGCUUGAGCCACAUAUGUUAAACAACGUUUUCCUCACACUACAGGGUUGCUACCAUGAAAUCAUAAAAUGCAGGGGCAACAACAACUACAAGAUUCCACAUAUCAAUAAGGAAAGACUCUCAAGACUUGGAGUUCUCCCAGAAUGUUUGGAGGUGGCAAAACAGCUUGUAAGAGACUAUUUGGAAGAGUUAAGGCGGCAGCAAAUUGAACAAGGCACAAUCUACAACCUUGAUCAACUAGUCGACGGACUACAGCAGGUUGUUUUGAUGGAUUAGCAAGUAAUGUUGACAUUUUUUUGUGCUAAAAUGUUUACAAACUCAAACA
Salvia miltiorrhiza (redroot sage) is the source of this 834-nucleotide messenger RNA. RefSeq lists its product as uncharacterized. Bases 33 to 785 code for a protein of 250 amino acids. The transcript has 2 exons. Lineage: Eukaryota; Viridiplantae; Streptophyta; Magnoliopsida; Lamiales; Lamiaceae. The record is from RefSeq and is a predicted model, not a curated record. Gene Ontology annotation, molecular function: nucleic acid binding.